CAGCUUCCUAUAACACUGCUCGACAUGGACACCCGUGAGAUGGAAGGUGGAUUAAAUGUCAUUCUCACCAUCCGGCUACUUAUGUACGGAAAGGAAGUUGGCAGUAUCAUCGGAAAGAAAGGAGAAUCCGUUAAGAAGAUUAGAGAGGCGAGUGGUGCACGAAUCAACAUCUCAGAAGGGAAUUGUCCUGAGAGAAUUAUCACCUUGGUUGGACCCACUAAUGCUAUCUUUAAAGCCUUUGCCAUGAUCAUUGACAAACCAGAAAAAGACGUCGGCAGAUGUAUGAACAACACUACAGCUACCAGUAGACCUUUGAUCACUCUAAGGUUGGUGGUUCCUGCUAGUCAAUGUGGCUCUCUCAUUGGAAAAGGUGGUUGCAAGAUCAGGCAAAUACGAGAAAGUACAGGGGCUCAGAUCCAAAUGGCAGCAGACAUGCUUCCCAACUCAACUGAGAGGGCCAUCAGUAUUGCUGGCAUACCACAAUCCAUCAUUGAGUGUGUCAAACAGAUCUGCAUGGUCAUGUUGGAGUCUCCUCCAAAGGGCAUAACCAUUCCUUACCGGCCCAAGCCGUCAAGUUCUCUAGCCAGCUUUGUAGGCGGUCAGGACAGGUACAGCACUGGCAGCAACAGUGAGAGUUUCCCCCACACCAGCCCAUCUGUGUCCUUCAAUCCUGACCAGGAGGGAUCGUCCAUAGCCCUGACCAAAAUGCACCCGUUGGCAAUACAACAGUCUCAUUUUCCCAUGACAAAUGGCAACACCGGAUUCCGAGCAGGUUUGAAUGCGUCUGCUCACACUACUUAUCAAGAACUCAACAUCCCAAAUGAUUUGAUUGGCUGCAUCAUUGGGCGUCAAGGAGCCAAAAUCAAUGAGAUCCGUCGCAUGUCUGGGGCGCAGAUCAAAAUUGCAAAUCCAGUGGUAGGAUCUCCUGACAGACGGGUUACCAUCACUGGAUCUGCUGCCAGCAUUAGCCUGGCUCAAUAUCUGAUCAAUGUCAGGCUUUCCUCGGAGACCAACCGCAUGGGGAGCAGCUAA
Messenger RNA from Dipodomys spectabilis (banner-tailed kangaroo rat), 1032 nucleotides. Its product is annotated as poly(rC)-binding protein 2-like. The record is from RefSeq and is a predicted model, not a curated record. Gene Ontology annotation, molecular function: single-stranded DNA binding; mRNA binding. Bases 25 to 1032 code for a protein of 335 amino acids. Gene Ontology annotation, cellular component: nucleoplasm; nucleus; cytoplasm. Gene Ontology annotation, biological process: regulation of gene expression; regulation of RNA metabolic process. The transcript has a single exon. Lineage: Eukaryota; Metazoa; Chordata; Mammalia; Rodentia; Heteromyidae.